AUGACAGCCUUCGACAUCAAAAUCGUCUCCGACGCCAUAUGCCCAUGGUGUUAUCUAGGCAAAAAGCGCCUCGAACGCGCCAUCAACCUCUACAAAGCCUCCGUUCCCAACGCCAGCUCCGACACUUUCAAAAUCCAUUGGCACCCCUUCUACCUCGACCCUUCCCUCCCCAAAACCUCGGUUGACCGCGAUGAGCACCUCCUCAAGAAAUUCGGCGAUCCCAACCGCCUGGCCAUGUCCACCAUGAUGCUCAAGCGCUUCGGCGAAGCCGAGGGCAUCAACUUCUCGUUCAAGGCCAGGAUCGGAAACACCCGUGACGCCCACCGGCUGGUUCAGCUGGCAAAGACAAAGUCGAACGAGCUCGAAAACAGUGUUAUCUCUGCGCUUUUCAAGCUGCAUUUCGAGGAAGAUGGAGACAUCACUUCCCAUGACGUUCUGAUCGCCGCCGGCGAGAAGGGAGGGCUGGACAAGGCUGAGGUCGAAUCCUGGCUCGAUGAGGGCAGGGGCGGACCCGAAGUCGACAAGGAGGUUGAGGAGGCGUACCGGGAUGGAGUGUCCGGAGUGCCGAAUUUCACCAUCAAUGGAAAGUACAGAGUGGAAGGCGCCCAAGAUCCCGAGAAGUUGGUGGAGGUUCUGAAGAGGAUAAAGGCUUCUGCUCCUGCUGUCAGCGCUUCUUCCGAAGGAGUAAGCUGCUAG
Messenger RNA from Podospora anserina S mat+, 696 nucleotides. RefSeq lists its product as uncharacterized. NCBI's taxonomy places the organism in Eukaryota, Fungi, Ascomycota, Sordariomycetes, Sordariales, Podosporaceae. The coding region runs from base 1 to 696 and encodes 231 amino acids. The record is from RefSeq and is a predicted model, not a curated record. Gene Ontology annotation, molecular function: oxidoreductase activity. The transcript has 2 exons.